CCAGUAGUGGCUGUGAUGACUACAGCAGGUGGAGUAAGAUCAAUGACAGCCAUGUAUGGGAGCCUAUUAGGUCUCCAGAAGCUCAAUCUCUUACACUGUAUUUCAUACAUCACUGGUUUAUCUGGCACAACAUGGACUAUGAUAAAUUUAUACAAAGAUCCAUAUUGGUCACACAAUAAUCUGGAAGAUGUGAUCACUGAUGUUCGGAAACAGGUGGUGAAAAAUAAACUGUGCUGUUUUACUGGAGAGCGCUUGAAAUAUUAUGAAAAGGAAAUACAGAACAGGCAUGUUGAGGGUCACACGUUAUCAUUCACAGAUCUCUGGGGACUAAUUCUUGAAUCUAUGCUUCACGAUGAGCCAGAUCCCCAUAAGCUCUCAGAUCAACGACAGGCAAUAAAUCGAGGUCAAAACCCUCUUCCUAUCUACCUUGCUCUUAAUGUCAAGAAAAAAUAUAGCACUCUAGAUUUUAAAGAAUGGGUGGAAUUCACACCAUAUGAAGUGGGCUUCCUGAAAUAUGGAGGGUUCAUUAAUGCAGAAGAUUUUGGAAGUGAGUUCUACACGGGUCACUUGAUGAAGAAGAUUCCAGAAUCUCGGCUUUGUUUCAUGCAAGGCAUGUGGAGUAAUAUCUAUUCCCAGAGUAUGCUGGAUGCUUUAUAUUUAGCAGAAUGUCCAGAAGACUUUUGGCACAAGUGGACAAGACCUAGAAUCUAUGAUAUUGAAGAAGAUAUUCCCCCUCGGCUUCCCAAGAGGCCAUAUGUGCAGCCAACACGUCUUUUUAUCCCUAGUGGUUCUGUCACAAAUGUGCUUAGAGAUGUUAUAACCUUGCGUCCAGUUGUUUCACAGUUUCACAAUUUUAUGAAAGGCCUGCAGUUGAACAACAAAUACUUAGAGAAUAACAGGUUUUCUACCUGGAAAGAUACUGUACUAGAUUCUAGCGCCAAUCAACUGACCAUGUCUGAAGAACAUUUGGAACUUGUAGACACAGCUUUCUUUAUCAAUACCAGCUGCCCACCUCUUUUAAGGCCAGAAAGACAAGUGGACAUUAUUAUACAUUUAAAUUACAGUGGAGGAUCACAGACAUUGCCACUGGACUUAAGCACAACGUACUAUCAGGAGCAGGGCAUCCCAUACCCUAAGACUGUUAUCACAGAAGAAGACAGGAAGCAUCUCAAGGAAUGUUAUACCUUUGAUGAUGCAGAGAGUCCAAAGGCUCCUAUACUGCUGUAUUUCCCACUUGUAUGUGACACCUUCCAAAAAUACAAAGCACCUGGUGUGGAACGUGGUCCAAGUGAGAUGGAGGAUGGCCAUGUUGAUGUCACCAGCACUGUUUUUUCUCCAUAUGCUACUGGCAUGGUGCAAUACUCAGAGGAGAACUUCAACAAGCUGCUAAAUUUGACCACCUAUAACAUUCUGAAUAAUGAACAUUCGAUUCUUCAGGCUUUACGGACAGUAAUCGAAAGGAAGAAGCAGCAGAAGUCUUUCUGUUCCUCUUUUUAA
This is a messenger RNA of Python bivittatus (Burmese python), 1497 nucleotides long. The record is from RefSeq and is a predicted model, not a curated record. NCBI's taxonomy places the organism in Eukaryota, Metazoa, Chordata, Lepidosauria, Squamata, Pythonidae.